GUGGGACUCAAGAUUCUGAACUGUACGGAAGGGUGAGACGAGGAACGUUCUCUUUUUAAGCCAGGCGCUCGAAUGACUUACAUCCCUUCAAGCAUCUCGCGCUUCCCAGUCCCGCCUCUUGCCAUUCACACAAACCCCACGAUGUCGGACGCGAUCAAAGCUCGGCUGAAAGUGCUCGGUCGAGCAGCACCGAUCUCCUUCGUCUCCAACACCAACAAACGAAUCCUGCCCCGCAUUCAUCCUCUCGACCCACGAGAGGAGCGUAUCCCACGUUCUCUGAUCCUCCAAUCUUCCCGACUAGCGCGCUCCAUCAAUCCCCACACACCGCUCCUUCCCGCAGCUCUGCAUCGGUACGUCGAAUCAGAGAAGGGAACGGGGUUCGAGGAUGGGAUGGAAGCGCUGUUCAGAAGUAGAAGAAGAGCCUUGAAAGAGACGCUCUUCCCUAAAGCACCAACGCCUAAAGAGGUCGAGCGCGCAAAUGCCAAACGCUCAGGAAGAAGCGGCGACAUUGCUGAAAAGGGCGAAAGAAUAGGUGUCAAGGAGUUUCUUAGCACCAUCGCUAGACCUCCGGCAAGGGAGGAUUUGAGCGGGAACAGCAAAGUGGUGGAUGCGUUGAGGGAAAGACCUGUUGGCGUCAAAAAGGAAGACUUGCAAGCGCUCGAAGAAGGUCAAGAUGCUCCGCUCGUAGCUUCCGCCUCUACAAAGCUGCUCAAGGAUGCGGGUGUGGCCACGCGCAUGAGAAAAUACAUCCAUUGGUGCUUGCAGCGCGCGGACUCCAAAUCCGCACUUGCUGAAUCCAUCAUCGAGCCGAAGAAGCCGAAAAUGUACAGAGGGUGGGGUCCUCGGGUGCAAAAUGGAAAGAGAGUGAGGGGGGAGAAGCGACCUGGAGAGAAGUGAUGCUUGGGCGUGUGUGUGCGGUGUGAGGGCUAGGAGUAGUCUGGUUGAACGGCGGGGCGUACCCUAGAGAUCGGCGAGCUUCGCAGAAACUCCUUGCGAGGUCACGCAGCUGGUUCGACAGAUCGCUGGAGUUCCGAAGCGACUUGAUUACAGCAGACGUGUCUCACCCCGGAGUAAUGAAGCCACGCAUGUAUUUCACUUUCUGUCCCUUCAAUCCUCCACUCCUACGCUGCUUCGAAAGUAAUCCAACACCCUCUUCUGCUCUUGACCGCCCACCCCUUCCAUCUGUUCAGCUGUCAAACCAUCCUCGUUGAUCCUCGAUCUG
This is a messenger RNA of Ceraceosorus guamensis, 1222 nucleotides long. RefSeq lists its product as hypothetical. Lineage: Eukaryota; Fungi; Basidiomycota; Exobasidiomycetes; Ceraceosorales; Ceraceosoraceae. The transcript is spliced from 3 exons. The record is from RefSeq and is a predicted model, not a curated record. The coding region runs from base 73 to 897 and encodes 274 amino acids.